CAGCGACGCUUUCCGUACUGCGCAUGCGUAAAUGUCCGAGUCCUUGGACACAGCGAACGCUGUAGGUGAAGCGGUCUCGGAAGGGGCGUACAGUCAAAAUGCAGACUUGGAACCAUCUAUACCGCACACUCGCUACGCGAGGUCAGCACCUCCCCAACAAGCUGCAUGGAGCCACAGUCUUGUCUGUGAGAACAUAUGCUGAUAAAUCACCAAUUGAUGCUGAUGUCACAGUUGUGGGCUCUGGGCCGGGAGGAUAUGUCGCCGCCAUCAAAGCAGCUCAGCUUGGCUUUAAGACAGUAUGCGUGGAAAAGAACGCAACCCUCGGGGGGACGUGCUUGAACGUGGGCUGCAUCCCGUCAAAGGCUCUGCUGAACAACUCGUACCUGUAUCACUUGGCACACGGGAAUGAUUUCGAAAGCAGAGGCAUUGAAAUUCAAGGGAUCUCGUUGAAUCUGGAGAAGAUGAUGGCACAGAAGAGUGGGGCUGUCAAAGCUCUGACAGGAGGAAUCGCACACUUAUUUAAACAGAACAAAGUAACUCACGUCAACGGUUUUGGACUGAUAACUGGCAAGAAUCAAGUAACUGCAAAGACUGAGGAUGGAGAGCAAGUCAUAAACACCAAGAACAUCCUCAUCGCUACUGGAUCAGAGGUCACCCCCUUCCCAGGCAUUGAGAUUGAUGAAGACACCAUUGUCUCCUCCACCGGCGCUUUGUCCCUCAAGAAGGUUCCAGAGGAGCUCAUCGUGAUUGGAGCUGGAGUCAUUGGCGUAGAGUUGGGGUCCGUGUGGCAGAGGCUGGGUGCCAAAGUUACAGCAGUGGAGUUCCUCGGCCACGUUGGCGGAAUGGGCAUCGACAUGGAGAUCUCCAAGAACUUCCAGCGAAUUCUCCAGAAGCAGGGGUUGAAGUUCAAACUGAGCACCAAGGUCAUGGGCGCCACCAGGAGACCUGACGGCAAGAUCGAUGUGGCUGUGGAAGCUGCAGCUGGUGGCAAGAACGAAACGCUCACCUGUGACGUUCUGCUGGUGUGCAUUGGCCGCCGUCCCUUCACCAGUAACCUUGGCCUUGAGGCUGUCGGUAUCGAACUGGAUAACCGUGGGAGAAUCCCUGUCAGUGGCCGUUUCCAGACCAAAGUGCCCAAUAUCUAUGCCAUCGGAGAUGUUGUAGCUGGACCCAUGUUGGCCCAUAAAGCAGAAGAUGAAGGUAUCAUUUGUGUCGAGGGAAUGGCAGGAGGAGCCGUCCAUAUCGACUACAACUGUGUGCCCUCCGUUAUAUACACACACCCUGAAGUCGCCUGGGUCGGCAAGACUGAGGAACAGCUUAAAGAGGAAGGUGUGCCGUACAAGAUAGGCAAAUUUCCCUUCGCAGCCAACAGCAGAGCUAAGACGAAUGCUGACACAGAUGGACUGGUAAAGAUCCUCAGCCACAAGGACACAGACAGGAUGCUGGGAGCGCACAUUCUGGGAUCGGGGGCAGGUGAGAUGAUUAAUGAGGCUGCAUUAGCUAUGGAAUAUGGAGCAUCAUGUGAGGAUGUUGCAAGAGUGUGUCACGCCCACCCCACUGUAUCAGAGGCCUUCAGAGAAGCUAACCUUGCUGCUUCGUUUGGAAAAGCUAUCAACUUCUAGAUUUUUUUCACAUACACUUGUAUAUAAAUACAGUAUCUGCUACAGUUUUUUUUUUUCCAAACAAAUCUGGAUUUCUUCAAUCUCUGAGCUUUCAGAUGUACCCUUCAUGCAUACAUCCAGAAUAACCCCGUAAAACACUUAGUCUGUUAUUUAAAUGUCCUAAUAAAGGAGUUUGGCUCUUAUGUUGAA
Molecule: messenger RNA, 1811 nt
Organism: Sinocyclocheilus rhinocerous
Lineage: Eukaryota; Metazoa; Chordata; Actinopteri; Cypriniformes; Cyprinidae
Product: dihydrolipoyl dehydrogenase, mitochondrial
Exons: 14
Coding region: 99-1622 (507 amino acids)
Biological process (GO): pyruvate metabolic process; 2-oxoglutarate metabolic process
Cellular component (GO): mitochondrion; oxoglutarate dehydrogenase complex
Molecular function (GO): flavin adenine dinucleotide binding; dihydrolipoyl dehydrogenase (NADH) activity
Source: RefSeq, a predicted model, not a curated record